AUGUUUCGAUAUCGCCAAUUUAUUCGUUUAUUAGGUCUAAUUUUAAUAUCUUAUUUUGUUUAUUUUCCUAUAUUUCAUUCAUCUUUAAAGCAAAAUGAAAUUAAAUCGAAAUCUAUUGAUUAUUGUCUCAAGAAAAAGGUAAAUUCAAAUGAAAAAUUCUAUUCGAAUUUAGUUUAUAUUCCAAGAUUAAAUAUUCUUUAUUGUAAUAUUCCAAAAGUCGCAUCAACGAAUCUUCGACGUCUUAUUUAUAUAUAUUUGAAUCAAUCAAAUUCAUUACUAAAUCUAGAUAGAAAAAAAAUUUGGAUCGAUAAUAAAAAUUUCUUUAAUCAAUAUUAUUUAACUGAAAACUCUCAAAUUUUAUUUAAAAAUAAAAACUUAUUCAAAUUUAUCCUCGUUCGUCAUCCAUUUCGACGUAUAUAUUCAGUUUAUUAUGAUAAAUUUGUUAACAAUCAUAUUGAUGAUACAUUGUUUGGUUGGAAACAACUUGAAGAAGAUAUUUUAUUACAAAUGAAAAGAAAUGAAACAUUAUUAACAAUAAGAAGACAUGAUAUUCGAUUAGAUUUUCGUACAUUUCUUUUAUAUAUUAUUGAUUCUAUACGAAAAAAACGCUUAAUUAAUAGUCAUUGGGAACAAAUAGUUCAACGUUGUGCUCUUUGUUUAAUUGGUUAUGAUUGGAUUGGAAAAAUCGAAAAUUUUGAUCAAGACGGAAAAUUUUUAAUGAAAAAGUUAAAUGAUAAUUCAGAUAAAAUUUAUUUAGAAUUUCCAUCAAAAGAAUUAGAUAAACAAGAAAAAAGACAAAAUCUAUUAAAUGAUUCUGAUUUAUUUGAAUUUUUUCGAAAAACUAUUGAAAAUAACAAUGAGUUUGAAAUUUUAAUCGAUUAUUAUAAACCAGAUUUUGAAAUGUUUGAUUAUUCUUUGCCGAACUCAUAA
Messenger RNA from Rotaria socialis, 930 nucleotides. The record is from the annotation of a GenBank genome assembly. NCBI's taxonomy places the organism in Eukaryota, Metazoa, Rotifera, Eurotatoria, Philodinida, Philodinidae.